Messenger RNA from Osmerus eperlanus (European smelt), 612 nucleotides. RefSeq names its product fucolectin-like. Lineage: Eukaryota; Metazoa; Chordata; Actinopteri; Osmeriformes; Osmeridae. The transcript is spliced from 3 exons. The record is from RefSeq and is a predicted model, not a curated record. Bases 27 to 518 code for a protein of 163 amino acids.
CUCAGCAAGAGAGUAGUGAGAGUCAGAUGAUAAAUCAUGAGUGCAUGCAGGCAUGCGAAACACAAUGUCCUGUUGAAAACAUUCCUCAGAAUCUGGCUUCAGCUGGAUCAGCCACUCAGUCGUCUGAGUAUGACAACCUGGGAGGUGCCAGCAAUGCCAUAGACAGGAAGCGUGAUCCGCGGUACCACUCUGGCUCCUGUAGCCACACGAAGGCAGAGACCAACCCCUGGUGGAGACUGGAUUUGUUGGGUAUUUACAAUGUCAGCUCCGUUAGCAUUACCAACAGAGGGGACUGCUGUCAUACAAGGAUCACUGGAGCCGAGAUCCGCAUAGGAAAUCACUUGGAUGGAGUGAAGAGCCUAUUGUGUGCUGUGAUUCCUGAAAUGAAAGAGGGAGAGGUGAGGGAGUUUGCAUGUGGGGAGAUGGAGGGGCGCUACGUCACUGUUGUCCUCCCAGGGAAAGAGAAGUAUCUCAGCCUGUGUGAGGUGGAGGUCCACGGUGGCCCAAGGAAAGAGUAACACCUCAACAACCACAUUCCCAUGAAACCCAACAGGAGUCCAACAAUAUAAUAAAUUCUUUAAGCGGACCUUUGCCUUUAGUAAAAAAUACUUU